Dicentrarchus labrax (European seabass) is the source of this 4141-nucleotide messenger RNA. It is a transcript of the gene nrg2b, whose product is annotated as neuregulin 2b. The coding region runs from base 1980 to 4103 and encodes 707 amino acids. The record is from RefSeq and is a predicted model, not a curated record. Gene Ontology annotation, molecular function: signaling receptor binding. Gene Ontology annotation, biological process: nervous system development; intracellular signal transduction; animal organ development. Lineage: Eukaryota; Metazoa; Chordata; Actinopteri; Moronidae. The transcript is spliced from 12 exons.
UUUUGAUAACAUUUAGCAGCAUCCACCGUUCACUUCCCAGCAACAGUGGAAGACUCUUUGGUUGUUGGGUUAAUAUAUGACAGUGAAGAAGGAUACAUGCAGUGAGGUGACAGCCCUUCAUUGCAGCAAUCUGGCUGUGCAUGGUCUCCGGUCUGCAUGAGGUGUCAUCAUGUGAUUGGUCUUUUGGGACAGAGCACUAAACCUGUCAAAGCCUUUCAGCACCAUGGACAGAGACUGGUCCCUGAUGUGACCCUGCUGAUGGUGAAACGGAUGAAUGAGGCCACACUGUGAUGAAAUGGCCUCCCAUACAUUUUCCUUUAUCAUCUCGGUCAUAAGAACGAACCUGUCUACAUGUCCCCUAUAUGGCAUUAUAUUUUAUCCCUCUCUCAGCAUGGACAAUGAAAGGCUUUCUGACCUCUAGCGAAGGGCGCACAGCUCCUCGCAGGGAGGGAAAGGCGAAUCUUAUGAAUGGCUUGAUGGAUGGAUACAGAGAUGGAGGCAGGGGCUGGUUUGCUGUGGAGGGAGGAGGAGGAGGGGGGGUCACCAUAAAAAGCCUGAGCAUAUUGUGCAAAGCUCUCGUUUCAUUGGUGGAGAUGUAUUCAAUGAAAAAAGUGGUUUUAUUAGCUGUAGCUGAGCAGGAUUGGCAAAAGAUUUGGGUAGAAUGUCUCUCCGGCAUAAUACCUGCAGGUUGGGGUAACUGAUGCCCCCACGUGUUGCCACAGAGUCGUUAAACUGUACAGUAUCCCAAAGGCAAUAUUAGUGAACUGCAGUGACUCGAAUAAUAGUGUGGAAAAUGUCAGUUUUUGGGUGUGCUCUCCUGCAGCGUGCUGGGGAGCGUAUAUAUGUCUGAGGGCAUUUAAAGCUGAAGUCUCGAAAACUCCCAGCUCGCCUCGCCAUGCUGAGGAAUCCAUUGAGAGAAUUUCGCAGCGUUAGUCAUCGCAACAACUAUCCGCAGUGUGUGUAGUAGUCGCCUAUAGCCUCUCUUGCACCUCUUGCACUGGAGAUCCACAGUGGGCGCCGUGCAGGGCUUGGCUACAGACGCACUCUGUGUGCUGUGUGUCUGUGCACUGCGUGCGUGAUUUCUCUUUCACCCACCCGCAGAGGUUUGACACAGUCGACCGGCAUGGUCACAUGCUGGUUGGGCCGGUGGCGGUGUGCCGGUGGGUGCCCGGGUCAUUAGGGUGUUUGCGCAGGACGUGGCGAGCCGACGCCAGUGACCGGGCAGGUGAUGUUUGCUCACGUAAGCCGCUCGCGUUUGAUGAGGGGCGCAGGGGACGCGGCUGGAGGGUGCGCGCUACUGUUGCAUCGCCUCACCGGAUAACCGCUGCUAUCUCAUCCUGUCCGUCUGUUCCUCCCCGGUUUUCUGUUCUCUUUUUUUUAUUUUGCUUACCGAACUAACGGAUUUGCAGGAGUGGGACUCUUUUGGCGAUCGAAAUAAGUGGAUAAAAGGACCCGACCUUGCGUGUGCGUGUGCGUGGAGUGCGUAUCGUUUCUUGUGAUUCCCCUGUACGCGCAAGCUGCUUUUUUCCUUCCAGAGAGGCAAUGCGCCCACCCAUGCGAUGCUAGCCUAUUAGCUGGAGAGAGAGAGAGAGAGAGAGAGAGAGAGAGAGAGAGAGCGAGAGAGAGAGAGAGAGAGAGGUUUCAGCCCUGGAUUCGAGAGGAGGCUAAUUUACGAGUCUUGUUUUGCCUUUCAGGAAAAGGGGAGAUAAGAGGGGGAGGGUGGUUGGUGAAGGAGAAUGCAGCAAUCACAUUUUUAAGCAUGCAGAAGCGGGCCGUUUCCGGUUCCUAGGCUGGUGUGUCCCCCCAUCCGAGGCCAGCAGCCGUAUGGGGAAAGCAGCGGCAGACACAGAUGGCAUGGACACUUCCACAACGUCUGCCGCUCUGCCCUGCCUGCUCUGCCGGAGCCCGUUCGCCGCCGUCUCUCUCUUCCAGCUCGCUCCGCCGCCCAGCAGCACUGCAGCACAGCACAGGCUGACGGCAUGAGGCUUGAUCCAGUGCAUUUCUCCAUGCUGGUCAUCGGGGUCUCCUUCGCCUGUUACGCCCCGAGUCUCAACUCCCUCCAGGACCAGGCGUACCGAUCAGCCGUGGUCAUCGAGGGCGAGGUGCGCUCCUCCCCGGAGAACGUCUCCUCCCGGGAGCCAUACAGUGUGAAUGUCAAAGUGCUGGACGUGUGGCCCGUCAACAGCGGCGGCCUCGAGAGGGAGCAGCUCGUGACCGUCGGGGACUUCGGUUCCGAGGCCCCGUGCACCACGGUGGAGAAGGACCACAGAUAUAUCUUUUUCAUGGACCCGACCGCCGAGCCCUUGGUAUUCAAGGCAUCGUACGCCCCUGUGGACGCCAGCGAGCCGGAGCUGAAGAAGGAUGUGGAGAGAGUGUUGUGCGAGGACUGCGCCUCUGCUCCUAAGCUUCGGCUGAUGCGAGGCCAGUCUCUGAUGGAAGGGGACAAGCUGUACUUGAAGUGUGAGGCGUCGGGGAAUCCCAGCCCUUCCUUCCGCUGGUACAAAGAUGGGCACGAGCUGCAGAAAGGCAGAGACCUCAAAAUAAAGACCAACAAAAAAAAUUCAAAGGUGCAGAUCAGUCGUGUCCGUGUGGAAGACUCUGGCAACUACACCUGUGUGGCUGAAAACUCACUAGGACAAGAAAACCUCACGAGUAUAAUCAGCGUACAGAUCUUGACCACCACCACCCCGUCUCCAGGUGUGAGUCACGCCAGGCGCUGUAACGACUCGGAGAAGGCCUACUGCGUCAACGGGGGAGACUGUUACUUCAUACAUGGUAUUAACCAGCUGUCCUGCAAGUGUCCCAAUGACUAUACGGGGGACCACUGUCAAAACUCCGUCAUGGCCGGUUUCUACAAGCUUCUCAGAAUUGAAUUUAUGGAGGCCGAGGAGCUCUACCAGCGACGGGUGCUGACGAUCACAGGCAUCUGUGUGGCGUUGUUGGUGGUUGGCAUCGUUUGUGUGGUGGCCUACUGCAAAACCAAGAAGCAGAGGAAGAAGAUGCACAGUCACCUACAGUGUGUGGAGCAACCCAACCGCGUGCUGGCAAAUGGACCCAACCACCUCGGACCUGGUUGCGAGGAGAUCGCCCUGGGUGACUACAUCCCCAAGAGCGUCCCAACAACAGAGUGUGUGAUCAGCCACGGAGCCGAGGGUGCAGGCAACUACGCAGGCAGCCGAAUGUCUACCCGCUCCCACCACUCUACCACUGCCUCACAUGCUUCCAGACACGAGGAGCAGACGUGGAGCAUGGAGCGAACAGAGAGUAUGAACUCAGACUGCCAGUCAGGUGGGCUGUCCAGCUCUGUGGGAACCAGUAAGUGCAGCAGCCCGGCAUGCAUGGCGAGGAGGGCCGCCCACUGGGGCUGUACGGACGUGUCCGGACCGGGAAUGCAGUACGGGGAUUCCUACGACUCUCUAAGAGACUCGCCUCACAGUGACAGGUAUGUGUCGGCGCUGACUACGCCAGCGCGCCUGUCUCCAGUGGAGUUUCACUACCCCCCGUUGCCGCCCCAGGUGCCCACCUUUCAGAUCACCUCGCCCAACACAAGCCACGCACUCUCCCUGCCACCCGCCGCUGCCGCCUACCACAGAGAGGACGACCAGCCGCUGCUACGGUGCCCUGAUGAUGGAAGUUUAUACAGGCAGCCCCGGCGUCCGCGGCGACCUUACCUGACGGAGAGCACGGGAAGUCUACCGUCCAGCCCCUACCGUCUCCCUGACGACGAGGCCUACGAGACCACGCAGGAGUACGCCUCUUCACGGGAACCGAUCCGGAGCCGGCGCCGCCCGCGACGCAACCGCCUCAAUGGACACAUCUCCCAGCGUUCAGCGGGCCUACGGGACUACAGCUCACAGAGCUUCAGCCAGUCAGAGGAGGAGGAGGAAGAGGAGGAGGAAGAGGACACUCACGGGGAGAGCACACCUUUCCUUAGUAUGCAGAACAUGAACGUGGACCCGCCCUUAACUGUCCCAGGUUACCGUUCGUCAUCCGGCGCGGACACACGGACUCACCGCGGGCUGAGUCGGCCGGGGACACGCAGCAACGGGCAGAGCCGCGGCUCCCAGUCGCAGCGCUCCAAGGCUGACAACAUGCCCCUUUAAGACUUAACCUACCCCCGAUCCCCACCCCACCCCCCCAA